Messenger RNA from Heterostelium album PN500, 2415 nucleotides. RefSeq lists its product as uncharacterized. Lineage: Eukaryota; Evosea; Eumycetozoa; Acytosteliales; Acytosteliaceae. The record is from RefSeq and is a predicted model, not a curated record. Bases 1 to 2415 code for a protein of 804 amino acids. The transcript has 9 exons.
AUGCAAUAUUCUAAAGCUUUAGUUUUAUUAACUAUAUUGUUUGUGGCCGUUGCUGUUGUGCAAUCUGCUGAACAAGCUAAGAAAGGACCAUUACAAGUCAAGGUAGUUCAAGGUGCAGCUAUACGUAACAAAGGAAACUUCACUGAUAGAAAAGCUGUUACCAAUGAAGUUGCACUUAUAAAUUUUAGUAUGAUCUUUAGAAGUAAAUUGACUGAUAUGACAAAUAGCGCUGGAAGACGUACUCCCAUUAGAAUAGAUAACCAAGGUACAACUUCAACUGGUUACGCCAAUCUUCAAGCUCAGAUCAAUGGUAUCAGUGGUGCUUCGACUGUUUCUGCUGUUCUUGUUAGUCCAAGCUGUCAACCUGAUAGAGACAAAUCUGAGAAGGAUCAAAUCGAAAGUGAACGUCAAAAUGUUGUUCGUAAAGUUAAAGAUGCAAUGAAUCAAUCUUAUGAUACCGGAAAGAUAUUUAACGUUGAAUUUAUAAUUUUAUUUUUACAAGUUAAUAAAAAUAAUGCACAAUCACUGAUAUCUUCGUCGACACCAUUCAUCCAACCUUUUAUUUAUAGACAGGGAUGCAAGGUUUUAGUGACUGUUGUAUUUGACUAUUCUCAAGAAUUGAAUUUCAAUGAUAUAGGUUUGGACGCACCAGACAAUUUCACUGAAUAUGGAUAUCCUCCUGUCACCUUGAUCAGCCAAGAUGAUUUAGCUUCACAGCGAUUCCUCCUAAACUAUUAUAUGAAUAUAGGCAACUUUACAAUGACUCUCGCAGUCAAAGCCGGUUUAUUUCGAUUACCAAGCUCUUUUAUUUGUAAAAAGAUUGAAGUUGAAAACUUUAAAAUCAUCAGUUACACUCCACCUGCUCCCGCUACCUAUAAACCGACUUCAACGUUUUUCAUUAGAUUUAACUUUUCCCAAGAAUCAAGUUCUAAACAAAUCCAAUCUACAGUAGAUGCAACAGGAGUUACCUGUCAAUGUGGCCAAAUACUUCGGUCAGUUCCUCAAGAUUGGUAUUGUUCUCUAAACUUACUAUCAGCAUAUGCAUUGCUUCCUGCAAAGUUAAAUAUAACACUCUCAUUGUAUUAUUAUGGUUAUCUGACUUACAUCGUCGUCGACAAUCCUUUUCCUUAUAAUGCUAUAAGAUCAUCGAGAGUAGUUGAUAUCAUUGUUUAUCCACCUAAUCUCUAUGUGUAUACCGAAGAUUUUAGAUUACAGAGCGACCGAUCCCGAACUGUGGAACAAUAUGUAACAGUUCAAAAUAUGAAUUCUGUCAUUCAAAAUUAUAAGAAUACAAUUGAACCGUUUACCUUGGUAUCAAGAAACGCUACUAUAUCAGAGUAUGCUUAUUCAACAAGCUAUAACAUCCCAGCUGUCAGAUACCAAACAAUUAUUCAAGAUACCUAUAGUACAAAGCUGUAUGAAUAUAAUGCUACUUUCAUUAGACUAUCUAUACCAGAAAUACCAGUCAACCAACAGACAGAAACUGGCACUUGUCAAUUUGCAAUAUUUAGCACUCAACUUCCAUUUGUUUUUAAUUAUAAAUUGGACUAUAAUUUCUAUUCCAAAAUGCAACCAUCUAUUCUUCUGAUGAAUCCAUAUGCAUUUGACACUGUCAGCGAUCCAAUCUAUAAAUUUGCAUUUGUUACUUCAAAUGCUUAUGAAAACAAGCUCACCAUUAAGUUCAAACCACUUAGUUCUCAAUAUGAGCUUGGGUUGAGUGGUGAUCUCGAGAGUAUUAAUUCAACAUUUGUGUUAAAUUAUGUAGUAAUGGAGGAAGCUUCGCCUACAACAAAUAUUGCAACCAUAUCAAUAACCACCAACGUACCACUAUUGAAUAUAGAAUUAUCCCUAAGCAUUAUUACCGAAGCUCAUCGUAUUUCUGGUGAUGUAUAUAAUGGAGUCUAUCAAAUAGAGUUCGUUACACUACCAUAUGGUGCAAUGUCGCUGACUCCAAUAAACAUAAAGGGUGAUGUCGCAGCUUUUUAUGAAGGUGAAUCAUUUAGUUCUGAUUUAAAUCUAUUAGUACCAUCUCCUAUAGUUAAUUCAUCAAGAUACCUUAUCGUUACAGACUUAACAUAUUUCAAAUUUAAUCAAACAUUUUUCGAUUUAACAAAUCAUAAUGGAGUAUUGUUAAACAAUACAUUGUAUUUCAACACAUCUAAAUAUGUUCCAAAUAUGAUUCCUUACAUUUCAUUUGACACAAAGAAUGAAUACCAAUAUUUUGGAUCAUAUGACUAUGAUUUGAAACUUUUCACAAUCAAAUUCCCAAUAAACUCUUGGAUGGUCGAUGGAGAUGCUUAUACAAUUGGCGAUGCUGCUGGAUAUUUAAUAGGUCAAAUAGAUAGUAUGUCAGUUGCAUCUAUUUUUAAUAAUUCAAGCGAUUCUAAAAUGAUAAUAACCAAUCCGAGUAUGUAA